CCCGGACUGCGGCCGUGCAGGUGCUGCGAGGGAGCCCAUAACGGCGAGCCGGGCCGCGGCCACGCAGGCGCCUCGCUCCCAGCGACGCGGCAGCCCCUCCAUCCCCACAGCAACGGCGCGCCCAUUUUGUUUCGGAAAUCGCCUCGCCGGCGGCCCCCCAGGCGCCUCCGCGGCAGAAGCUGCUCCGUUAGGCCGCGUGAGGCGGAGCCCGGGCCCGGGGCGGGGGCGCGAAGCGGAAAAACUGAGGAACUGUAUUUCACGAACCUUUCUAAACAGAAACAAAAGCGAAUAAUGGAGAAGAAUGGGAACAACCGGAAACUUCGGGUUUGUGUUGCUACCUGCAACAGGGCUGAUUAUUCCAAAUUGGCCCCAAUCAUGUUUGGCAUUAAAGCAGAGCCACAGUUCUUUGAGCUGGAUGUUGUGGUUUUGGGCUCCCACCUGAUUGAUGACUAUGGUAACACUUACCGUAUGAUUGAACAGGACGACUUUGACAUCCACACUAGGUUACACACAAUAGUGAGAGGAGAAGAUGAGGCAGCCAUGGUGGAGUCUGUAGGCCUUGCCUUGGUCAAGCUGCCAGAUGUCCUCAAUCGUCUGAAGCCUGACAUAAUGAUAGUCCAUGGAGACAGGUUUGAUGCUUUAGCAUUAGCAACAUCUGCAGCCUUAAUGAACAUUCGAAUUCUUCAUAUUGAAGGCGGAGAAGUCAGCGGUACUAUAGAUGACUCCAUCAGACAUGCCAUAACCAAGCUGGCUCAUUACCAUGUGUGUUGCACAAGAAGUGCAGAGCAGCAUUUGAUAUCUAUGUGUGAAGACCACGACCGUAUCCUCUUGGCAGGCUGCCCUUCAUAUGAUAAGUUGUUAUCUGCCAAAAACAAGGACUACAUGAGCAUUAUCCUCAUGUGGUUAGGUGAAGACGUAAAACCAAAGGAUUAUAUAAUUGCUUUACAGCACCCAGUGACCACAGACAUUAAGCAUUCCAUAAAGAUGUUUGAAUUGACUUUGGAUGCCUUAAUCUCUUUUAACAAGAGGACGUUGGUUUUAUUUCCAAAUAUUGAUGCAGGGAGCAAAGAAAUGGUUCGGGUAAUGAGGAAGAAGGGUGUUGAACACCACCCCAAUUUCCGAGCAGUAAAGCAUGUUCCAUUUGACCAGUUCAUUCAGCUGGUGGCUCACGCUGGCUGUAUGAUUGGAAACAGCAGCUGUGGUGUGCGAGAGGUUGGGGCGUUUGGUACUCCUGUCAUCAAUCUUGGGACACGCCAGAUAGGAAGAGAAACAGGUGAAAAUGUCCUUCACGUUCGUGAUGCUGACACACAGGACAAAAUACUGCAAGCUCUGCACCUCCAGUUUGGGAAACAAUAUCCUUGUUCAAAGAUAUAUGGAGAUGGGAAUGCUGUUCCAAGAAUCCUAAAGUUUCUUAAGUCUAUUGAUCUUCAAGAACCCCUUCAGAAGAAAUUCUGCUUCCCUUCUGUAAAGGAAAACAUCUCUCAAGAUAUCGACCAUAUCCUUGAGACCCAGAGUGCUCUGGCAGUGGAUCUGGGUGGAACAAACCUCCGAGUUGCAAUUGUCAGCAUGAAGGGUGAAAUAGUUAAGAAAUAUACCCAGCUGAAUCCAAAAACUUACGAGGACAGAAUAGCGUUGAUCCUUAAGAUGUGUGUAGAGGUUGCCUCAGAAGCAGUAAAUCUGAACUGCAGAAUUCUGGGUGUGGGUAUUUCUACUGGUGGACGAGUAAAUCCCCGAGAAGGCGUUGUUCUUCAUUCCACAAAACUUAUUCAGGAGUGGAGUACUGUUGAUCUGCGGACUCCGAUAUCGGAUGUGCUUCACUUGCCAGUGUGGGUAGACAAUGACGGAAACUGUGCAGCUUUGGCAGAGAGAAAAUUUGGGCAAGGAAAAGGAGUGGAAAACUUCGUAACCCUCAUCACUGGUACAGGUAUUGGCGGUGGAAUCAUUCAUCAGAAUGAGUUGAUCCAUGGAAGUUCUUUUUGUGCUGCUGAGCUUGGGCACAUUGUAGUCUCUUUAGAUGGACCCGAGUGCCUGUGUGGGAGCCAUGGAUGUAUCGAAGCGUAUGCUUCUGGAAUAGCCUUGCAGAGAGAAGCUAAGAAGUUGCACGACGAGGAUUUAUUGUUAAUUGGGGGGAUGUCUGUAAAGAAGGAAGAGACAGUAACUGCUGCACAUCUCAUUCAGGCAGCCAAACUAGGAAAUACAAAAGCUGACCAUAUUGUCAAAACAGCAGGGAAAGCUCUGGGCCUUGGAGUUGUGAACAUCCUUCACACUAUUAACCCCUCCCUUGUGAUACUUUCUGGCAUCCUUGCAAGCCAUUAUAUCAACGCUGUCAAAGAUGUGAUUCAUCAGCAGGCCUUGUUCUCUGUGCAGAAUGUCAAGGUGGUUGUCUCAGAGCUGUCGGAUCCGGCCUUGCUUGGAGCUGCUAGUAUGGUUCUGGACUAUACAACACGCAGGAUAUACUAGGCAAACCAUUGGAAACACAUUACUGCAGUUUAUAGCAGCUCUCUGAAAAGAGAAGUUUCUUACUGAAGUCAGCUUUCUUUUUUUAAGUAGGCUAGUAGGGUCUUCAAAUCUAUAUCUUACUUUUUUUAACGUGCUGUUUCAUUGGGUGCUGGAAGAACACAGGAUCCUGGGAAGAUUGCUCACAGGGAGACUUUCUCACACAUCUUUAUGAAACUAAAUAAUCCCUGGGGAUGUCUGAAUGCCAGACAUCUAAAAAUAAAAAUGAGAGACCUGAAUUCCCUUACUACUUCCUACCCAUGGAUUUUCCAGCUACAUGAGCCAAGACGUAGUCAUCUCAAUAACCAGAAACUGGAAUAGUCAUUAAAGAAAGAAACCUUCCAUAUGAAUGUGUGCAACGGUUCCUGCCUCUGCAGAGGCUAAAUGAGCAGCUAUAAGCUUUAUGAGAGACUACAACAAUCGUAAUGCUAGACUAGCCAGCAAUAUGCAGUGAUCAUCCAUGUAUUUAUUUGUUAAAUUAAUAUUGAAAAACCUAGUUUGGAAGAAGAGCCCAAUGAUAUAUGAUGCACUUACAAGUACAGCUUCCAAGAGCCUAGACAACGUGCUAGGAUGAAGAAGAAAGUGAUAUCUUUGUCACCUCCGCCUGUAGUGGUGUUUUAUCCUCUAAUGUGGAGGUUAAAGACACUUCAUGGUCUUUUGUUGCAGCUUCAUGUUUAGAGGACUGUGCAGUUAACCUCUGUAGUCUUUUGUGUUACGUUCUUUCUUUGCUUAUCCAUGCUGGUGGCUAGACAACUAGUUGGAGAAAGGAAUCUUGUCUGAUGUGUGUGCAAGUAUCAUUCAACACUUGCUUUGUCUUCAUUGCCUGGAUAAAUUCAACACUUAAACUGACCUUCAAAGAUGUCACAGCAGCCCAAGCACUAAUCUAUUUACGUGUCUAUUUUCUAUAGGUAGAUUUUUGUUAGGCUACCUUAUAAUGCUCCCAACAAUAGCCUCAGCUAUAUGUUACCCCUUGAGGCUGCAAGUCUAAGCAGGCUUACUCAAAAGCAAGAACUGGUUCUUUAUACAGCACUACAGGCAUGCCAAUGUUUGACUAAUGUUUGUAGUAACCAUGGUUGGAGACGUUAAUUGGAGACUGGCUGCAGUCUCAAUGCCUGCAUUCCUUGAGGUGUUUGAAGAUGCAGUUCUCUCCGAACCAGCUGUGUGUGCUGAUUUGGUUUGGUCCAAAAUGUACUGCAGGGUCAGGGUCUUUUUAACUGUUUGAAAGUCCUAAAUACGACCCUCUGUGCUUCUUUGUCUGGCCCUUGCAACUCUCUUUCGGCCACACCCUUCACUAGCCCUGCUUUUCAUGCCAAAUAGUUUUUGCUGGCUGGGAUGUGUCUUUAAACUCUGGUAAUGCUUCUUCCCUGCCCGGAGGGAGAAUAGAAAGGGGUGGGUAUAGAAAUUGGCCUACUGCGCAAAGGUAAAUUUUACUUUCAUUGCUCUGCUCACUUUGGGUUCUGCCCUCAGCCCAUCCCGGCAACAUCACAGUUCAAGCCAAGGUUUGGAGUAAUGCUGUUGAAAAGUGUGGUGUGAGGGCCAGAAAGCAGUCCUCAGAUGUUCCCCGGCCUUGGGCUGCGUCCAUUUUGUAACUCAAAAGAGUAUUUAAUUAGAUCAAGUGAGGGGCUCUACUCCUUUUCCUGAUUAAUCCCCCCACCUCCCGCAAACUGCAGGAACAUUUUUAGCUUUAAAAUGGUCACAAUCCUUAAAACUGUAUAGCUUCCUGGAUUGGUGGGGGAGAGAGAAUUGGGUUGCGAGGCAAGUGCAUAUGCCUCGGUUCUCAUUCUUUCAGCCUCAGACAGUUUAUCCUAAAAGGUAGUGUGUGUAUACUUAUUUAAAGAGUAAUAGUCACCUCUCCUUCAGGUUCAUGUAAGCUGCUAGUAGAGACUUGAUCACACCAAUUUUGUUGUCCUUCAAAUGAUGUUGUUGCCCUACAUUCCGUGUCUUCUGGAGGGCAGUCAGCAUGCUCAUUCCUCUGGCUUUUUUUAAUUGCACAAACUGAUCAUUUUUUCUGCAUAUCUCGAAACUUGCCAAAUAUACUGAAACUGCUACCUUGUAUGUGGUUAGCCACUGUGGGCUACCUCAUACGUUUUGCUGUAUGGGACCACAAAGUCCAGUAUUGGAUGGAACAAGGAGGCGCUCAAAAUGUGGUGUAGCUUUGACUUGCUUCCAAAUUAUUAAGUACAGGAACACUGAAGUUUGAUACUGGGAGGAGUGCUAGUGAUAACCAUGUAAUAUGUAAACGGAUUGCUGUGUUGUCAGUUUACCUCUGAUUUGUCUUCUGUACACACUGGUGUGACUUGCUGAAUUUUCUUGACUUGACUGAUAAGCAGAUUUGAGAGCUUUUGGUACUCACCAGCAGAAGCAGAGUUGUCUCGUGCUGCAAUUUUCAGUGCAUGGCAGUAUGCUUCACUGUCACACUUUAGCCAGCAAGCAAAGGAAGGAAGGAAGGAUGGAUUGCAAGGGGUGGGGUGGAACAAAAAUACUACGUACCCAUCUUCAUUGAGGUGUGAAUCCUGUAACACUUGAUGCAUAAAAGGUACAUUGCUCAGUUUUCUGAUUAUUAUUUUUAAAAAAACAUUGUCACAUUGUCAUUGUGGUUGUUGAAUGUGGGCUAUGUGUAUCUCAGAUGAAAUGUCUCAGAGGGAAAUGCCUAUAUUGAAAGACCCCAGAGCCAGUAACUGCUUAUGCUCUGCUCUUGCUGGAUAAUGAUAAACUGGAGUCCUCCCUUAGACAGUCUUAGAAAAAUAUCAAAUAUGUGACACAUACAAGGCCUGAAUUACAGCGGAGUAGCAAAGACAAACGCACUCACCAACAGAGGGCAAUACUGCACUUUUGUAUUGCUUGAAUUGCUGCUCCUAUAUAAAUGGUACUACUAUUUAUAUUCAAAUACCUUCAGUAGCUUCCUAUUUAAGACUGCUCUGAAUUGUUAUCACCCCCCCAUACCACAAUGAAACUUGAGAAUCAGUUUCCCUAAAUGCUGUCCAGUUUCAUGGGGGAUAAUAUGAACUUGGGGGAGGGAUUCCUUUCUCAAAUCAAAAUUGGUGUGAGCAUGUUAGCAAUGGCUGCUUGUCCACUUUUAACUAUUUCGUAGUCAGUGUUAGAAAUUAGCCAGGCACUUUUUGCGACUGGCACGGGUUCAAUUGUGACCACAUGGAGAUCUCCGGAUGACAGGCUGGUGACUGACAUCUUCACCUGGCUUGGCCCCUCCAGCUUUCUUAAGCACGCAAGCAGAAGAGCUUAUUUACUGCCUUUCCAUCCCACCUUUUUCUCUAGGAGUACACUGUUCGCCCCAUCCUCAGUUAAUCCCUACAAUGACCCCGUGAGGUAAGUGAAGAGGCUGUGACUUGCCCAAGGUCACUCGCUGAGCUUCAGGGUUCAAAUCCCCACUCAGUCAUGAUCGCCCAGGUCCAAGUCUGAUACUCUAACCACUACACCACACUGGCUUCCUAGAAUGCUUCUGCUAUGGGGCAGCUACUUAAUUUAAGUACAUAAAUAUGGAGAAAGGAAAAUGUCAGUUAGAGAAGGAUCUGAAAUCUUGUCCUUGAAGCUUGAAUUUGUUUUAUACUGGAUUGUUUUAUUUGGUGCUUUAUUGUUUUUUUCUUUAAAAUAUAAAGUGUUAUAGAAAUGAAAUAAAGAAUAAUCCACACUGUUGGGGGGUGGGGGUGACACCUAGACAUACCAUUAUGGCUAUAACAGCCACAUAAUUAUUCUUUCCAGGAAACAGUGAAGGCAUACCGCAUAGAGUAGGUUUUGGAAUGAGGGGGAACUCUGAUGGAAUGAAUUUAUGAGUUGCUUGAAACUGCUGCUUUUAUUAACUAUAUUGAGAUAAUUAUUUUUGAUUUUGUGUUUGGGGAUGUAAAUGUCCUUUAGUAUGUUAUAAACUACCCUAAGGCCUCUGGCAAAGGGCAGUAGAUCUCUUGAUAAGCUGAAUACCAACCAUGUUGCUUUUAGGGGUGGAUCAUGCCCCUUCCCUGUUAAAAAAUACAUUUGUUGUUUGACUCCUUAUGAAGUAAUCACCUUUGCCGUGCAUAAAUGGUUAUACCAGAGAAAGAUGCUUAAGUGAUGAGUGCAGAACAUUAAAUCAGUAGAGAAUUACUGUAUCAGAUUUCAUUGCCAUUUUGUUUUGCAAUAUUUUUUUUGUAACCACAAAGACUUGAGGAUGUGAACAUUGUCCUCAUUAUAGAAGCCUAGUUUGCCUCUUAAAAUUAAUUUUGUACCAUUUUACUCUUUGGCCUACCAAUUACAUUGAAAGACAAGGUUGACGUAGGUUACGUGUUAUGUUGAACACUGAAGGUUUAAAUAAAAAUGAAAGCUAUUAAGUAUG
Messenger RNA from Podarcis muralis (Common wall lizard), 6820 nucleotides. It is a transcript of the gene GNE, whose product is annotated as glucosamine (UDP-N-acetyl)-2-epimerase/N-acetylmannosamine kinase. Gene Ontology annotation, biological process: UDP-N-acetylglucosamine metabolic process. Gene Ontology annotation, molecular function: hydrolase activity, hydrolyzing O-glycosyl compounds; N-acylmannosamine kinase activity; UDP-N-acetylglucosamine 2-epimerase activity. The record is from RefSeq and is a predicted model, not a curated record. NCBI's taxonomy places the organism in Eukaryota, Metazoa, Chordata, Lepidosauria, Squamata, Lacertidae.